AUGGAGGCAGCUGACAGUAGGUACACUCCCCAGCAGGACACGAUGAAAGCAGUGUUGAUUCUCACAGUGGCUGCUGCAGCAGCAGCUCAGUACUACGGCACCUACGGACAUGGUGGAUAUAGUGCUGGUCCACUUGCCAGUAAACUUGUAGGCGGUGGUCACAUUGGAGGUACAAGUGUUGGUAUUGGCGGUGGUCUGGGCGUUGGCGGUGGUCUUGGCGUUGGCGGUGGUCUUGGCGUUGGCGGUGGUCUGGUCGGUGGGUACGGAAAGGUGGACUUAAGUGUUGGUGAGAGCGACUACCACUUCUCGUGGCGUCACGACGGAGGCAAGAAGUAUGACUGGCAUACUGCUAACUAUUACUGCUACAGUCUGGGCAAGGGAUGGCAGGGCGUCAGCAUUGAGACUCCAGAAGAGGACAAAAUCAUCUCAGGCAUCAUCUACAAAGACAAGCUGGAGUACAUCUGGACUGGUGGUUACCGUAGUGGCUACGACUUCGCCUGGCCUUCUGGCUAUCCCUUCUACGGAAUUAACUGGUCUUACACUGGCAGUGAGGGAUUACCUCAACCAGACAACGCUGAGGAAGGGAAGGAGUUCUGUCUGGCAGUUCUUAACAAUUUCUACAACGACGGCAUCAAAUGGCACGACGUUGCUUGCUACCACCCAAAGGCCAUCAUCUGCGAGCGUCGCGCUUACAAGCUCUAUGGCUGAGCUCCCUUGACUCCCUCCCACCUCACGUGGGCUCAUAUUGCUGAUUCUUUGAGACAAAGUGGAAACUUGAUAGUCUUGGAUGUUGAUCACAUAUUUUAUAUCUAAAAAUCUAAUAAAUUUA
Molecule: messenger RNA, 829 nt
Organism: Cherax quadricarinatus
Lineage: Eukaryota; Metazoa; Arthropoda; Malacostraca; Decapoda; Parastacidae
Source: RefSeq, a predicted model, not a curated record